AUGGCGCUGGCAUUCAAAGGCGUGAUGGUUGGUGACACCCGCUGCCAAAGGUGUGGACUUGAUAACGAGACGGCCAAACACAUACUUACUUCCUGCCUGAUGACCAAAACCAUCUGGCGACAAGUUCUUAUUUGGAUUAAGUUGCCAAUGUCUCCAGCUAAUCUUUCCAUUGGAUCAUUGGCGAUAUCGAUCCAGAAUCUCCAUGGAUCUACUAAGUGGAAAAAGACUAUUGGUGUGAUCUUUCUUGCUACCUGCUGGGAGAUAUGGUGCACUAGAAACAAAAAUAUUUUCAACAAUGUCUAUGACUCGACUACGGUUGUGGUGGAGAGGAUAAAGGAGGAAGAUAUUAAUUGGGGUGGGGUAAUGGGUCACCGGACGUUAAGAGGGUGGGGUUGUGAUGCUGGAGAAGAUGACUGGAAACUUUUGCCGGAAAUGAGAGCAGGGAUGGAGUGA
Molecule: messenger RNA, 453 nt
Organism: Helianthus annuus (common sunflower)
Lineage: Eukaryota; Viridiplantae; Streptophyta; Magnoliopsida; Asterales; Asteraceae
Exons: 2
Coding region: 1-453 (150 amino acids)
Source: RefSeq, a predicted model, not a curated record